AUGUGGGGAGAAAACACCAUUGAAGCUGUGAAGGUCGCGCCUGUGCAUCCUUGGGCAGCCAAUACGCUUUGGAUCAUUCCGACGACCGAUUCGCUGAUUCCAAAGCAACUACAGGUUGACUCGAAGGGUAUUAAUGGCCAGUGGUCUCGUCAGUACACGGACGUCGUCCACGGGUGUUGA
Molecule: messenger RNA, 180 nt
Organism: Penicillium longicatenatum
Lineage: Eukaryota; Fungi; Ascomycota; Eurotiomycetes; Eurotiales; Aspergillaceae
Exons: 2
Coding region: 1-180 (59 amino acids)
Source: RefSeq, a predicted model, not a curated record